UAUCUCUAAUUUGAGAGAGAGAGAGUGCCUUCCCGCCUUCUGACCGUUGGUUUCCCCUGAAAGCUCGCACUCGACGGAGGAAGAUUUGUCCAUUAGAAAUGGUCCAAGAACAGCCAACCAUCCCUCCCCCAAACAUAGACAUGGAUACGACAUAUUCUUUCACCUCUCUGACCCUAAUCGUUCUCCCGUCCGUUUAUAUACCCCGCCGGAGAUCUCUGCUGCCCUGUCGUUCCCCUUUCGGAUUCUCCUGCGCCGAGCUCAAUGGGUAUUUGUUCAAGCAAACCCAGCGAGCUAAAUGUCGCCAGCCCCCACGCUCCUCCCGCCGAGAGCCCCACCAUUCCCGACCCUGCUCCUCUUGAGGCCAAGACCGAGAGUGCCGAAGACGGCAAGGAACCGCCACUGGUAGACCUCUCUGAGCCGACUGGUGAAAGCCCGACUGCUGCUGUUGUCGAGGAGCUUGAUCCAGGGAUCAGCGAGCUGAAACUAGUCGAGGAAACAGAGGCCGCCGACACAGAUGGCAAGGAGAAACCUGUUGCAGCAGAGGAGCACCCGCCGCAGUGAGUUUGAACGCAUGGGGAACAAAAGCUGAUAUCUAUAUCGUCGCGUUGCUUCCAUUGAACCAAACGAGAAUGAGAUCUUCUUGCAUUGCCGUCAAUCUUCGUCUCUGUGUUGCUCUCGUCUGACCUUAUCAGACACGUAGAAUAAUUGACUGUGAUGACAAUUUCUGCAUUCUAAGAGUUCGACGAUAAGCUUCAUAGUUCGA
Molecule: messenger RNA, 763 nt
Organism: Musa acuminata AAA Group (dessert banana)
Lineage: Eukaryota; Viridiplantae; Streptophyta; Magnoliopsida; Zingiberales; Musaceae
Exons: 2
Coding region: 262-561 (99 amino acids)
Source: RefSeq, a predicted model, not a curated record